CUUGCGGCGUGCACGACUGCCCGGAACAUCAUCACUCUGCAGUCGAACCAUCAGGUGUCUCCAAUUCUUCCUCGGCCUGAGGACGAUUUUAGCAUUCAACCGCUUGCAGUGCGUGCACCAGCUGGCAUUCGAUGCGGCUCCGGGGUUGGCAAAUGUCCAGAGAAACUCUGCUGCUCCACUGCCGGUAGGUUUUCUUGUGCCUCUGACCGACAAGAUCCCUUCUGAUGCUUGCAGGCUAUUGUGGAGACUCCAAGGACCACUGCAGCUCUCCUGAGUGCCAAAUCGACUACGGCUAUUGUGACGCGCACAUGACCCCAGGCGGAUCCUCCACCGAAGACAUUCCGCGUCCUCUUGACGGGGCUGCCCUUUACGGACCUAAUAUCAUUCGAUCCUGCACUGUCCCGGGUACUGUCGCUCUAACCUUCGAUGACGGGCCCAAGGAGUUCACAAAGGAUCUACUCGAUCUUCUUGACCGGUACGAAGCGAAGGCGACCUUCUUUAUCACCGGCAACAACAACGCCAAAGGUCAGAUUGACAGCCCUGGAAUGCCAUGGGCAGGUUUGAUUCGACGUAUGCAUGAGAGUGGCCAUCAGCUUGCCAGCCACACCUGGUCUCACCAGGAUCUUAGCAAGAUCUCACGGUCCCAGCGUCGCAUUCAGCUGUUGUGGAAUGAGGCCGCUCUGCGGAACAUUCUGGGAUUCUUCCCUACAUACAUGCGCCCUCCUUAUUCUAGCUGCACGGCCGAGUCCGGCUGCCUGGCGGAUAUGGGGGAGCUUGGCUACCAUAUCAUUCUAUAUGAUAUCGACACAGAGGAUUACAAGCACGACAGUCCAACGGAAAUCCAACGCUCCAAGGAUAUCUUCGAUAGUAGUCUGGAUGCUCGGACUGCCUUUGACCGUCCCUGGCUUGUGAUUGCUCAUGACGUUCAUGAGCAGACCGUCCAUAACCUCACGGAGCACAUGUUGAAAAAGCUCACCGCCGAAGGAUUCCGACCAGUGACGGUGGGUGAGUGUCUUGGAGACCCUCCCAAGUACUGGUACCGUGAAGACAACACUGUCGAUGGCCGCAACUCGAGAAAUGAGGUCUUCCAGGUUCCCACGAAGAUAGUCUCGUUCGACGGGAUGUGUGGCGGCAAUGUCACAUGCGAGGGGUCCCGCUUUGGGCCUUGCUGCAGUGGAACCGGAUUCUGUGGCAAUUUGACCACGUUCUGUGGCGAGGGCUGUCAGAAUGAGAACGGAGUUUGUGACAGCAAAAAGGAGGUCGUUGUCGCUGAAGAAGAUCACGCCGACUUCCGACCAUCUAGCAAAGUCAUAUCGAAGGGAAAGCCUGCCAAGUCGGGUGCGAGUCGUAUGCUCCAACCUUCGAGAUUCCCCAUCGAGCUUGCGGGACUGCCUUUGCUUGCUGUGCUGAUUGGAUAGUCCAGGGAACGAGAGCCUAGAUACUAGACUUGGCAUGGUACGUCAUUGAUAUCCUGGGUGCAGCCUGAUCACUAUGUUUGUGAGUCUGCAUGUUUAAUAGGCCGAGCCUGUGCUUUGUAAGACGUUUGUACACUCCUUUGAGCAUUGAUAAGAAUGUUAUGAAGCAUGAU
Messenger RNA from Aspergillus aculeatus ATCC 16872, 1588 nucleotides. RefSeq names its product chitin deacetylase CDA6. Gene Ontology annotation, molecular function: hydrolase activity, acting on carbon-nitrogen (but not peptide) bonds; chitin binding. NCBI's taxonomy places the organism in Eukaryota, Fungi, Ascomycota, Eurotiomycetes, Eurotiales, Aspergillaceae. Gene Ontology annotation, biological process: carbohydrate metabolic process. The transcript has a single exon. The record is from RefSeq and is a predicted model, not a curated record. Bases 225 to 1418 code for a protein of 397 amino acids.